Aspergillus mulundensis is the source of this 1407-nucleotide messenger RNA. RefSeq names its product BRcat and Rcat domain-containing protein. The record is from RefSeq and is a predicted model, not a curated record. Gene Ontology annotation, biological process: positive regulation of proteasomal ubiquitin-dependent protein catabolic process; protein polyubiquitination; ubiquitin-dependent protein catabolic process. Lineage: Eukaryota; Fungi; Ascomycota; Eurotiomycetes; Eurotiales; Aspergillaceae. The coding region runs from base 1 to 1407 and encodes 468 amino acids. The transcript has 2 exons. Gene Ontology annotation, molecular function: ubiquitin protein ligase activity; ubiquitin conjugating enzyme binding; zinc ion binding. Gene Ontology annotation, cellular component: ubiquitin ligase complex; cytoplasm.
AUGGCUUCAGUUCUGGCUUCGGAUUUAGACCAGGAGACAGCAGAUCUCAUCCUGAAACUCCAACUCGAGGAUGCAAGCUGCCACCUCCAUAUCUCGGAAAGUGACUGUGGUGACCUCAAUGACGAGGAUCUCGCGUUUCAAUUGCAGAAUGAAGAGCUCCAAUGUGUCUCUCAGCUCCUGUGGGACAGGAAGAUGGCUAAGAGCUUUGCAGUGGCAGUGGAAGCCGACGCCCAGAUCCUGGCUGAACAUCUAGCUGAAGAAUCCGGUGAAACCACCGCAGCUCCCAAGGAUGAGGGACCAGAUAUGGACUCCCCCGACCUCGACGACGAGACCCUGAGAAAGCUCAAAGUUCUAUACAUUUCUGGAAUCGAAGACGAUGCUGAGUCGAUGGCAGCGAAUGGACACACUGACGAUAACGAAACGUCCGAAUGCAUCCACCCGGUGAAACGUUCAUGCCUGCCUCUUCGCCGCUGCAUCGCCUGUAGGGAGGAGGUCGAAUUCAUCAACGCGGCUCGUGCUCCGUGUCAACACGACUAUUGCCGCCCUUGCCUUCUGUCUCUGUUCAAGGCCUCACUGACAGACGAAACUCUGUUCCCUCCACGCUGCUGCCGACAGCGGAUGGACACCAGUGCUGCACGAAUCUUUCUCAGUUCUGACUUUCUGCAACGGUACAACAAGAAGAAACUGGAGUUCUCGGUCGUCAAUAGAACAUACUGUUACUCUCCAGCGUGUUCGAGCUUUAUUCACCCCAAUCACAUUGUCGAUGACGUCGCGACUUGUCCCGAAUGUCGCCUCACUACCUGCGCCAGUUGCAAGGGCCGCGCGCAUACCGGGGACUGUCCAAACGAUAAUGCUCUGCAACAGCUCCUUACACUUGCGCAGGAGAAUGGAUGGCAGCGCUGCUACUCGUGCUGGCGCGUUGUAGAGCUGAACUAUGGUUGCAAUCACAUGACUUGCCGUUGCGGAGCUGAGUUCUGUUACAACUGCGGAGAGCGCUGGAAGAUCUGCGAAUGUGCUGAUUGGAAUGAACACCACCUUCUUCAGCGCGCCUACCAGAUCAUUGACCGAGAUAGAGAGGCAAACAACCUUCCAACUGCUGCCGCUGGUAUCGCUCCAGCUGCCGCUCCUCCCCCUAAUGCCGCCGAGCCUCAGGAUAAUCGAGCUGCAGUCGCAGUUCCUAGAGAGGAGGCUCCUGAUGCACCCGAGGUGGAAGUUGAUAACGAUCUAUUGGCAAGAGUAAUGGAGGACUUGAGAGAAAAUCACGAAUGCAGUCAUGAUGGCGCAUGGAGAUAUAUCUCCGGUUCCCAUCGCUGUGAGGUGUGCUCUCAUCGCCUGCCGCACUAUAUCUUUGAAUGUCGUGAGUGUUCUCUUUGGGCGUGCUGGCGAUGCAGGCGGAACAGACUUUGA